Molecule: messenger RNA, 6206 nt
Organism: Armigeres subalbatus
Lineage: Eukaryota; Metazoa; Arthropoda; Insecta; Diptera; Culicidae
Gene: SCAP
Product: sterol regulatory element-binding protein cleavage-activating protein
Exons: 9
Coding region: 1031-5473 (1480 amino acids)
Biological process (GO): regulation of cholesterol biosynthetic process; SREBP signaling pathway
Cellular component (GO): SREBP-SCAP complex; Golgi membrane; endoplasmic reticulum membrane
Molecular function (GO): sterol binding; protein binding
Source: RefSeq, a predicted model, not a curated record
AUGCAAAAAAAGUAAAAUUUGGCAGGUGUUCAACGUUCACCCAGUCCAGUGCAAAGGGAUGUGCUUCAAAAUUACAUUAGUAAUUCCGCUCGGAUAGUGAAUAAUCCUAUCGCAUGCGAAGCGACCACAGUACGCGAGCAUACCUAUAUUGAAGCGAUACCAAAAAAGUUUAAUCGAAAACAACUUUGACGGCAAUAAAAAAUACCUAUCUUGCGUGAGUUCGAUCGGAAAGCAAAGUGGAAAUGCGAGUGUAGCGAAAACGCAAUAAAAAGAGAUGACGCGUUAGAAAAUCCCAGAUUCUGUCCGUGCCACCGCUCGAGGAUAUAUUCUGUGCUUCUCUAUCAGCAGCUCCUUGCUGCGUAUGUGUUGUCAAAAAGCAGCAUUAUGUAAUUUCGACCCAGUCGGCAAAAUAGUGCGUUCAUAACUGUGAAUCGGAUUGAGACCCUGGAAUCAGGCCAAUGCAGUGGCGUUUCAAGCAAAACGCAAGAUUGACCAUCAUUGAGGUGAUUUUACAUUCAAGCUAACAGCAGCGGAGACAACAGACGGGAUUUGCAAACACGAUCUCUUACUAAAUGGACCAUUAUGAUGGGGAAGUAUUCUCUGCUUUGUGAGUCAAUGAAAUUUGAUUGAAGUCGUUGUAUAUGGUGUGCUUGAUGAAAGAAGUUAUAUAUUAGCAAUAUUUUAUAACACAAUCUGUGAAGAAAAAUGAUUCAAAAAGUGUUCGUGGUCUAAAAAAAGAUUGCAGAAAAGUGAAGCUUUGUAUAGAAUGCCGCGAAAGAAUACCGAAAGGAUUCGUCGAGAUAAUGGAAAUUGCUGUGGGCCUCCAUUCAAUGAAGAAGCAAACGAGAAGAAACAGUUACAGCAGCAGUAAUUGGAAUCAUAUGCGGCGGCCUUGACAACCAGCGAGUUUGUAUCGAAAAUAUAAACAUUACUAAGUGCCUCUAAAACUGACGGACACUCAAAGUGCAAAUACAAGAAAGGGAUAAGUGUGCCAAAUAGUGUAGACGGAAAGCGCACAUAGCGAAAUCAGAUGACGACGUCAUCAAACAUUGAUUCGCACUUUUCACCGGGUAGUGGCAGUGCGGCGGGUGGUGGUAAUGGAUCCGGUCAAACUGCUCAAUACCCUUACCAACAACAGCAGCAGCAUCAUCUGCCGUCGCACCACCACAGUCAAACCAAUCACCAACACCUCCAGCAAGCGGCACAACAAUCGUUUCCGGUGGUGUCGCCGCCCGGUGGAAAUGCCAUGGCAACGUCGUUUAUCAACGGAAAACUGCCGACAAUGCCGAUGGCACCAGUAACUGGGCCGGCGGCCGGACGCACGAUUUCACGCCAAAAGCCAACAGUGGGCCGGGAAGCCGAAGGGAAAGCGAGCACGCUACCGUCGAGGGUUUCUCAGGUGUACUACAAGCAUGGUUUGUUCCUGUCCAGUUAUCCGACCUGUGCUACCAGCAUUGCGGUUGCUGUCAUCAUUUUUUGCUGUUAUCCUCUGUUGAACAUCCCACUUCCGGGAACUAUCCCGACCAAGGUGAUAUUUCCAUACACUGAACAAAAUGGCCAUAAUAUACAGCACACGAAUGUCAACGCCAGCGAGUCCAGCCCAUCGGAAUUGUACAAUCCGUUCAACUUCAACGGGAACAACUUUUUCAACAUCUACAACCUCAGCUUGGAACCGCCAUUCCCGUGGGCAAGAAUCGACCCGUUGCUGUACGUGCAGCAGAUCAUUAUGCGAUCCAGCGUGGCCCCGUGGGAGGAUGGUUUGCAGCUAACGGAUGCGUUUCGUGGCCCGCUGUACGAGGUGUUCAAACUGAUUGAGAUUAUUCGCAAUCACGAGGACGAAAGCAAAACAACGUUGAGUCACCUGUGUUUGCAUGUGGAGAAUGUAAAGCGUGCUUCGCAACAAAUGCUGUUUCCCGAAUACAACUGUUUGCUUCUAUCGCCGGCAAAUUUGUGGCAGCAAAAUAUCCAAAGUUUCAACAGAGAUAGCAGUUUGCUGAAUACGAUUUUUGUACAUCAUAAUUUACAAAAAUCCAAGGUAUCCACGUCGGAAAUGCUGUUUGGGAUCACCCUCCGGGAUACCGGAGUCAAGCGUUAUCCCAUGCGAGUUCGUUCGAGGAUCAUUCAGUAUGCCGUAACGUUGAUCUUACGUGAGAACAAUCCCGCCUAUAUCAACUCGCUGAAGGAGAAGCUCACCAAAGCAUAUCCGCUUCAUCAGCCGGUUUCGUCGGAACCAGAAGCACCCCAACCGAAGUUACAAAGCUCGCGAGAACAGUCGUCCAUUAUGUACAUCUUUUAUCCGGGAGAGUUCGACUGGAAGGAGUUUCUACCGCAGUGCAUAGCGAUUGUGAUGUUGUUUCUGUACGUGUAUUUCUCGGUGCGGAAGAUUGAGGCGAUUCGAUCAAGACUGGUACUGGCAUCCAGUGCUGUCAUGACCGUGCUGGGCAGUCUGCUCAUGUCUCUGGGAAUGUGCUUUUUCUUUGGUCUGACCAUCAGCUUACAGUCCAAGGGUGUUUAUCCAUACUUGGUGAUUUUGGUGGGACUCGAGAAUGCGUUGGUUAUUACAAAAAGUGUUUUAACUACGGAUAGCAACCUGGACGUCAAGAUUCGUUUGGCGCAAGGCCUUUCUCGGGAGGGUUGGUCCAUCACGAAGAAUCUGCUGACGGAGAUAACGAUUCUAACGGCUGGUUUGUGCACGUUCGUUCCAGUAAUUCAGGAGUUUUGCAUCUUUGCCAUCGUUGGAUUGGUGUCGGAUUUCUUUCUGCAGAUUAUGUUCUUUUCCACGGUCCUGGCGUUGGAUAUUAAGCGGGUCGAGUAUAGUGCAGAGGUUCGGCAGUUACCGAAAAUGUUGUAUUACAAUAGCGACGUAAGAAGGAACGUGAUGGAAGCUAGUAGGAAUGGAGGGAUUAGUCGAUCUAUGUCCCAUCCAAAGUUGUCCGUAAUGGAUCAAGCUUGUAGCAACAAAAAGAACAGUUUGACCACUUCUGGAAACGGCAAGGACAAAAAGAUACCAAAGCGAUUGAGAAUAGUUAAUUUUUGGGCACGCACGCGUUUCUUUCAAAGAGGCUUCAUGAUCUGGAUGGUGUUAUGGAUAUCAAACAUCAUCUACAAUUCAGGGUUGAUUGAGUUUUUGAUUGAUAAAAACCUCUCGGCGCAACGUGUCGCUAGUGAAGCCAGCAAAAUAGACAUUCCAAUGAACGACAUGCAUGAUCUCCGGUCGGCUGAAGCUGGCCAUAUUACUUAUAAUCAUUUCUCUGAAGGAGAUAUUCCCGGAGGCAAUGAACGUGUUUUGAACAUAACGGAGCAACUAAAUCGUCUCGAACAUCCAGACUACGAAACGGUCUACCAUUUAUCAAAUUUUCAUUGGUCAUCGAUUCUCAAGCAGUACAACAUAUCUUUGUCUGGUAGGUACGUAACUGUGUUACCAUCCAUCAAAUUGUCUCAUGCGGUAAGUCCACAAGUCGCCUUAAAAUUGCGAAACCCAGAUGAAAAAGCACCACAUCACUUUCAAUGGAAGGCACUGGCAGCUGCUUUAGAUCCAUUGGAUCUUAGCGAUGUGGACAGUGGUGAUACUCCGAGCAUGAGUACCACCAAUGCUCCAUUUUAUCCAAAAACACCCAUGGAGAUCCUUCUGAGCUGCAUGCUUAUUGCGGUAAGCAUUUUUGUGGUCGCCUACACUCUUAUCAUGCUGUACCGUUGCCUGUGUACUCGAAAUUAUGCCGAAUGGCGAACAAGUUGGACUGAAAGUGAAACCGAAGAACCAAAGCAAGAACAGCGCAUUCUCGAGGGUGUCCCGAUUCAGGUUAACGGACAUAAGCAUCGCAUCGAAUGUUUGGUGACGGAUGGCAAUAUGAUUGCUAGCUCGUGCCUGCAGGGGCAGGUCAAAAUCUGGGACGUGACCAACGGGGAGCUAAUGGCUGAAAUUCACCGUAUCAGUAACUUGGAUAUGCAGCGCAAAGAGAGCCAAGGGUCUCCCAAUGGAUCCGUCAUUGUAAAAAGUGAGCCAACCAGUUCAAAUAUCACCGGAGUUCAGGAAAUCUUCCCUGAGAAAUCUCCCACCAGUUUCGCAUUUAAGUUGAAGAAGAAACUCCAGUUUAAUUUCGCUAGUCAAAACCGGCAGGACCAAUCAACUAACGCCGGACUGUUGGACUUUGCUACCCAGUAUGAUCGUCAUUUUACCAGUGAUCACAGCGCGCAGCAAACUAAACGCCUCAGCAAUGGCGGGCUAGGGGCGGUAGAUCUAAGGAAUCGCUUCCUCUCGAACAAUUCUUCCCAGUACUACGAAGCGGCGGUCGACCAAUCUAGGAGCAAUCGAUCGCCUCCUCCUGCCAAUUCAUCAAGCUUUCGUCGGUCGCCCAGCGGGGAAGAUGAAACGCAAAGAAGUCCCUCCGAUGGACCGCCGGGGGGCGGAGUGGGAGGAGCUGGCGCAACGGUGCGCAAGAAAAUCUAUCAGCCAUCGCCGAUCUGGUGUUUGGACUUUUUGGAUAAUCUCAUAGUGAUUGGGUGUGCAGAUGGACGGUUGGAGUUUUGGGAGGGGACGACUGGUAAUUUUAAGUGUAUUUAUGAGACAGAACAUACUUUAAAUAACGGGGUAACCAACAUCAAACUAACUGGGGACAAAGUAAUCGCGGCUCGUCUCAGUGGCCGUAUCGAUUUUCUGAGGUUAGAAACGUACACCCAGGGUCGCCAGAUCGACUGGGGAUUUACGUCAGCCUAUCGAAGAACUCACGUGCGAACGGGUUCGGCCGGAAAUUUAGGAAUGUUCCACAUAGGAGGUCCGACGCCAGCGAAUCCGUCCAAUGUAGCUGCCGCUGCGCACUCCGAGGAGGAACUUCGCUGCAUUCUGGAGUAUCACCAGCAGGGACAUCGGAUGCCGGUAACGUGUCUAGAAGUAGCAGGUGGCACCGUCAUGACCGGAAGUCAGGAUCACACGGUGAAAGUGUUCCGUCUCGAUAGCCACAUGUUGCAGUAUACACUGCAUGGGCAUUGUGGGCCUAUAUCUUGCUUGUUCAUCGAUCAAUGGCAAGCAGGAAUGGGAGCAUCGGGUUGUCAGGAUGGCUUCUUGUGUGUGUGGGAUUUGAUAAGAGGCGCCUGUAUGUACAAAAUUGAGGCACACGAUGAUUCAGUAGUGGCACUCGCUUGCUCUCCCAGUUACGUGAUAUCGCUUGGGUUAGAUGAGCGAAUACGGGUUUGGGAUCGUUUCCAGGGUCAACCGCUGACAACGAUGACCGUGACGCAUGUCUACUCGUCCCUGGUUAUGUUGACACCGUCGCUUCUCGUGACGGGAAAGCCAGGCUCGUUGAUCGUUUGGGACGUGCGCACGGGCGAUAUUGUCCGGGAGGUUAAACUGGAUUGCUCCAACUCGCAGCUCAGCCCGAAGAUUAUGCUACCGGCAUGCGGUUCGGUGAUCUGCGAUUACGGAAACCAAAUGAGAAUUGUUCGUUUUCCUCUGGUAGCUGCGGACAAGUGUGAUUAAAUCACCCAUUAUCAAAUCACAAGACUUAUAAAAUACACAAACAUGAACUAAAGACAGAAUAUUACAACAAAGUAACAAUACCUAACUCAGAGCGAAGGUAAAAUCAACAAAUGCAACUAAAGAGAUAUCAAAUACAAGUAGGUUUCAUUCAUAAGAUCCCCCUAGUAGUAAAAACAACAGGAACACAUAAUUUAUUAAGUCGUUAAAGUCGCGAUAGGUUUUAGUUGAUACAAAUAUUUAUUUGUUGCGUCUAGAUUUCGUUGUUAAAACUGAGUUCGCUCAAACUUACGAUUCCAUAAUAGGACAAGUAAUAGCAAUCGUGCAGCUCUCUAAGGCAGUGAAAUUUUGUUUUUAGUAAAUUAUAAUUUUUUAACUACAGAACGCGCUGAAUUUCGAGAUUAAACUGUUCGAUUAACCGAGUCCAUAAAGAAGAACGAGAAGUGAUUAAACCUAUUGUAGGGUAGGGCCUUUACAGUUAAAUCACAUAAGCACUCAAGGAAAUGUUAACAUUUAUAUGUACAUAGAUUACAACAAUCAAUUCACCUAUAAUUAGAUCGUAGGGUUAAUGCAAGAUUGCAUUAGAAUGAAACAAUUUCACAUACACACAUUUUGUCGAUACCUGCAACUAUGGAAUGAGAGGGCCUUGAAUAGAAACGAAAAAGGAAUACAAAACAUAACCAUUGAUUAAAUGUCGGUUCAAGCAAGCCGGAUAAAGUUGUCUAAAUACAAUAAA